Aspergillus sclerotioniger CBS 115572 is the source of this 2643-nucleotide messenger RNA. RefSeq lists its product as uncharacterized. The coding region runs from base 1 to 2292 and encodes 763 amino acids. Lineage: Eukaryota; Fungi; Ascomycota; Eurotiomycetes; Eurotiales; Aspergillaceae. The record is from RefSeq and is a predicted model, not a curated record. The transcript is spliced from 3 exons.
AUGUCGGGGGACCAGCCCUCUCGCUUCGCGGAUGAUGAAAUAAGAACCCCAAGGUUUAUCAACGAACAGAAAUAUAACGCCGACCAAAAUUCAGUCGACCAACGAUUAAAGCGACUCAGGGAAGAAGUCCUCCCGUUCUACCCUUUUCUCCUCACUGUUCCCACUGAUGUCCCUUUCCGCCUCGGGAGUCGCUUUGUCAACAACUGGGCAGUGAGUAAUGACGGGCCAUUCACGCCAGAGGAACAACAGCUGCAAUAUAUGACAUUCCUCACACAUCACGAAGGAGAUUCUUUGCUAGUGGCUGUGGGUGAUUGGUCUGACGCGACAGGGAACGUCAUGUCCGAUCAGCGUUCCGGGGCUCAAAGUGCUGCAAGCACGCCAUCACACAAUUCUGUAAAGAAGAAGAUAAGUCUAAAUGACUACAAGAAUAGAAGGAAGAGUGGCACCUCCGCUUCCCCUAUCGGUCACGGAGCCGCUAACCAAAGCGCCUCGGUAUUUCACUCUCCCGAUGUCAGUCAACGAGCUGCUAAAGCUAGCUUGGCUGGCAAUGACUUGCGGAGGCCAGUGGAAAAGCCUCAUGCUGUCCAAUCACGAGCCGAACCUUUGAGGUCACAACAAAAGGGCUCAAUGCUUUCCAAAAAGCCAAGGACAUCUCCAGACCCUGCGAAAGUCGACCGGCUGAAGGGGAAUGGACUACCUGCUCUUCUUUCACCGACCCUUCCCCCAACUUCAAGCAGCCCAAGACUACCUCGGCUUUUAUCUCCCACGCUGCCUCCGGACAUCGAGAAAGAGUUGGCCAGGUUUGGCGAGGGGUUCUUGGGCUUAGGCUCAUCGCAACCCGCAGCUACUUUCAGCUCGCAUAGCAAACAACCCCAUCAUGGGUAUGACAAACGGACGCCCUCAAGUACGGAUAUAUCGACUAACGAUGCCUCUCUGCCCGCAAGAGCCGACUUACAACCCCACAUGGGACAUCCGACACAACGCCUAAUCGGCUCACCGCCGCCUCAACAGGCUGCUUCAGCUAGGUCGCAACUAGUCAAAUUAAAGUAUGGAAGAUCAAACAGAAAGCGAAUCGAGGCUCUCCUUAAAUUUUCCGGUAAGAGGAAAUCGGCCCCGCCAAGUUCACCUGUGAAGAAUGCGCUAGACAUUGAGCCCUCCCACUCUUCGAAAGCCAGGCAAGCCGCAGCGAAGGCGCCGCCGUCUGACCGGCAGGAUCACAACAAGUCACAGCGCUUUGAAUGGAAAGGGAAACACAUGCCGACAACAUCCACCCUGAGAGAGCACACAAAGGUUCCAGAAAAACCUCAAACUCCUGUGCCUUAUGUUCCGAAAGCAGUAGUAAACCCACCAGACAGGCAGAAACGAAGUUCGUUGACCCCGGUAAAAGACCUCAAGUCUUCUGCCAGCCGGUUGGAUCCGUCUAGUGGCAACGACGGGAGGCCCUCUUCUCACUCAGCCGCUAAGCGUCCCGGGAAUUUAGCUACCCCUUCAAAAUGCUCGUCUCCGCAACCAAGCGAUAUGGCUUCUCGUCAUUGUGACCGUCGCGCUUGGAAGGACGAGAAUCAAAAAUACGCGAAUCUGGGCCGUGAAUUAAAGCAUGCAGCGGAACGACACACAGCCAAAGAUCAUGUAACUGCCGUUGACGAAAAACUCGCGGCCGCUACAGCAAUUGAGGCUAUCCUUUGCUUCAUUCUAGCAUUUGUUGCUGAUGAUCAGUUUAAAACUCUAUCUCGCCAAGCUGCAGACUCGUCUUCUUGGCUAUCCAUCCUCGCAUAUUGGCGUGUGGUAAAAAAGAACAGUGCUCUCUAUCCGCGACUAUAUAACCUCUGCCUGAUCCUCGGCGCUAUCUCAUAUAAUGCUAUCCACGCGCUUGACCUUGAACGGCUUGCUGCCACACCCUUGCCCGGAGAGAACACACCCGUGCCCGCUCCAGGAAGCGAUGGAGCUGCCGCUGCAUCAGAAGAACAUAAAAAGAAUCGAAGGGAGCUUCUUGAGCUGAAGAACCGUCUGCCCGAAUGCUAUAAGGAAUCUCAGAAAUUAUGGCUUGAAGGCUCCCGUGGUCUUUCUGAAGAUGUGCUUGCUCGCGAAUUUCCAGGCACUUGGUCGAAACGAUCCAGGAAUUUUUCUGAGUUGGGGAAGCACCGCCUGAAAGCUGGCGAGUAUUCUGGUGAGUUUUUCUUGCCAGUUGGACGGAUCAAUUCUCCUCUGGAGAUAAUUCGCUUCAGCCAUGCAUUUCUGAGUGAAUGGUGCAUGAAGGAAGGUGUACGAUGGAGCAGCCGACUUAAGCUGUAAAUGUGACGAUUUGUAUCAUGCAUUCGCCUUUACUUUUCACGUCACAAUAUCUACUCUGUUGCAAUGACUUUCAGUUGGCGUUUGUGGCAACAGGUGUCCAAGGAAUUUCUUUUUGCCUGCUGUUGAUACAUGAUACCACGGGUUGUAUAUGCUUAUGCUUAGAAGGCGGCCAGGUGCUCUUUUCUCUUGCCUUAGUCCUAUGUCUGUGAGAUACAUCAAAGGCGAACAGUCAUGAUCGAAUGGUUGCUGCCUAGAUUAGCGUGGGUAUUGAGCCUGGAGCUUGAGCCAGGUAGCUAGGGCUGCAGGUGUUGAAAGAUAUACUGUCGCAAUGAAAUUCAUCUCCUACUAGGU